Suillus plorans is the source of this 1197-nucleotide messenger RNA. RefSeq lists its product as uncharacterized. The record is from RefSeq and is a predicted model, not a curated record. NCBI's taxonomy places the organism in Eukaryota, Fungi, Basidiomycota, Agaricomycetes, Boletales, Suillaceae. The coding region runs from base 1 to 1197 and encodes 398 amino acids. The transcript is spliced from 5 exons.
AUGGCGCCAUCUUCAAGUGAUACUCAGUGCCUUUCGCUAAGUAAUAUCGAACUUGUAGAUCUUUUUCAGCGAAGCCGCUCAUCGCCUCAAUCUUUGUUGUCUCACAAGUACCCUAAUGAGACCCUGAUUUAUCAUGGCUACAUUGGGUGUGCGCCAAUGUAUCCCACGGUUGCAAUAUCCUUACGCACUCUUGCUGCCUACCGCCAAAUUCAUCGAACGUGUCCUCGUUUCAGCAUCCAAGCUCAAUGCAAAGCUCUGUGUUUUCUUCAUGACAUUCCUUAUCGGCCAUACUUGUGCAUGCAAUUUUCGGCUGCAUAUGACAUAUACCUCGAAAUCGCUCACAUUGUCGAUAAGCGUCUCCGGGCAGCCCUGAAUCACGACACGCCUAACUGGCGUUUACUCAAUUCCUGUCCAGCAUGUUUCUAUAAGCUCCAGGAUGAGCCCACACUUGAGUUUGACUGGCUCGUCUCAAUAGAUGGCAACAAUAGCUUGAAACGCUGGGAUUCCGCUAUAUAUGGUACAACUGCACGCAUGGAUUCUCGCAAGGCACGUUCCGACUACUGGAUUGGACCCACGGCUGUAGACCAAUUCAAGGGUGAAGUUAAAGCUCAGGGAGACUCAAGUCUAGAUGAUUGGGGAGAUGAACCCAUCAAGACUAACCCGGGCUCACUCACUUGCGUUAGUCGCUGGCGAAAUGCCGGACCCGAAACACGCAAGAAGAUGUUUUCAGUCUUCCACGAAUCAGGCAUUUUUAUUGCUGCCUGCCGUCAUCGUUUCGUACUCCUGGCCUGCGACAUGAUCCAAAGCGGAGAACUAGCUAAAUAUCCCCUCGCGCUCAUCGAUAAGCUUCUUACGGUUUACGGGAAGAAUGGAGCUUGCGCUUACGACAUCGGCUGCGCGUUCUCCAAGACCUUAACGAAUAGCUCCUUAGGCCCGCGAGCAUUAGACUUGAAUUUUCGGAUGAUGGUUGGCGCGUUUCACGGCCAUGCACACAACCGCAAAUGCCAGUUGGUCUGGCAUCCAACAUAUAUUUUGGGCACUGGACACAGUGAGGGUGAAGGGUGCGAGCACAUAUUUUCCGCCUCAAAUGAGCUCGCUCGUAGCACUAGACAUGCAAGCCCGUUCCACCGGCACCAAACUAUCGAAGAACACUUUGCUUUUUGGGACGCUGACAAGUAUGCUGUGCUUUGUGCGUAA